Molecule: messenger RNA, 1371 nt
Organism: Mya arenaria
Lineage: Eukaryota; Metazoa; Mollusca; Bivalvia; Myida; Myidae
Product: mucin-2-like
Exons: 4
Coding region: 1-1371 (456 amino acids)
Cellular component (GO): extracellular region
Molecular function (GO): chitin binding
Source: RefSeq, a predicted model, not a curated record
AUGAAUGUGGUGAAAGCAAAACUCAGAAAAGACAAAAUAGCUAACUUUGACAGGCUUCCUGAUCGUAACUGUUUCAAACCCAAGACAGAUAAUACAAGACACGAUGUGGACCGUAUUGAAUACAAUGCAACUGCUACUUUUCAAUAUCAGCCCUAUUUGACAACUGCAAAGCCAACAACGACUACGACGAUGUCUCUGUUGGAUAGGCUUCUGAUAAUCUUGAAAUCCGAACUAGAUUCGAGAUCAUUAGAGACAACUACUACACAAAUUACAACUACAACAUCAACGACUGAAGUUCCAGUGUGGAAACUUCUUUUAGAAAAGCUGAGAACUCAAACCCCUACUAAAGACUCCCGAACAAUACAUCCGAAAGAGAUACCAGCAACAGCGGCAGUAACAACUAAUGCUGCACCAGUGUAUCAAGUUUCACCAACACAAGAAACAUUUACCAUCAGACCAAUCACAAGUGAUCUACAAACAAAUCUACCAGAAACAACGACAUUGAUGCGUGCUUCUACUGGAAUAUUCAACAUAAGUAAUGUAUCUGAUGAGAAUCUUCCUAAUGAUAUGAAAGAUCUUGAAGCCUGGUGGAAGAGCUUGUUUCCCACAACCGAGACGCCAGAAACAACGUCUCAGAGACCAGUUACAACGACAAUGAGACCAACACCAACGAACCUAAAGUCAGUGACAACAACACAGAUUCCAACAACGCACAGCCGAUCGACAGACGCACCAAUAACAACAACAACGACACAGAUUCCAACAACAACGCACAGCCGAACGACUGAUGCUACAAUUACAACGACAAUGAAACCAACACCAACGACCCUAAAGUCAACAACAACGACACAGAUUCCAACAACAACGCACAAGUUUUCGACAGACGCAACAAUCACAACAACAACGACACAGAUACCAACAACAACGCACAGCCGAAUGACUGUUGCAGUUACAACAACAACGACACAGAUACCAACAACAACGACAUUGGAAGUACCUUCAACCAAGCCAACUUCCAAAGCCUCCAUACCUCAGCCGUCGCAGCCGUCGGGGUUGACACUCAGUUCGGACCAGAUAUCGUUAUGGUGGAGGAUUGUGAACAAUCAACUUCCGGUAAGAACGACAACCCCUCCGCCUCCUACCACACUUGUCCCCACCACCCCUCAGACAGGGGGCGUGCACGGCUGCACGAAAAUAACAGAUUUUGCAGACAUUUGUUUGACGCAGUCCGGUCGCUUUCGGAACCCGAGUAACUGCAAGUCUUUUUAUGUCUGUGACUGGAGCACACUCCACGCCUGCCUCUGCCCACAGGGAACGCUGUUUGACGAGAGGAUCGGAGUGUGUAACUGGGACACACUUGUACUGUGCUGA